AUGGGCGAUGAAGUCCUCAGACAGUUUAUCUUAGAUUCCGAUCAGGAGGUGCAAGAUUCUCCGAACGCCCGGAGGUCCCAAGGAACCUUUGAAAGGUCAAUCUGUAGAGACGCUGAUUUCAUCGACAUCGCAAAUUCCCAGCCAAAGGUUUUGAAUAACAACAACCGAACUUGCAACAGGCAAGCGGCCACCGCCAAGCGAGCAAUGCUCAACAAAAGUCAUCCCAUUCCCAGUGUUUCCGCCGCUGGCGGUGUCCGCGGCCGAAUGAAUGUGCAAUCGCACAAGAAUCUGCAGACUGCGGAAUCUUCACGAACCACUUCCGGCCCAAAAUCAUCCAUUCCAAAGCACUGUCCUCAACCCCCGACAUUCACAACCGUACCAGGUAUCGCAGCCCCUCCGCCUCAUGCUAAGAAAACUCAAGUCAAGCGACGUCCCCCGUUGCCGGCCACCGAACCUGAUACAAGGGGCCAUUACGAAGCCUCAUCCUGUCACCAAUGUCGUACCAAGACUACUCGACCGAAAAUGAUCUGCGAUCAAUCAUUCAACCCAAACUGUGUUGUUCGAAUAUGUCGCCCCUGUUUAAUGGAUCGGCCUGCUUACGACGGCAUGCCCAAGCUUCGGGGCCCACAAUUCCAAUUCCAACCCGGCGGGAAAAUCCUUUGCAUGAAAUGCAGGAAUAUCUGUCCUUGCAUUACGUGUCGGAAGGCGCGGGGUGAGAACCGAGAGAUGGGUAACGGUCUGAACGAAUUUUACGACUUACGGGAUGAGGCAAAAUUGGAUGCGCUUUUGGGGAAAAAUAAGAAGAAAGACAAAGCUGGGUUCAAGAAGUCGUCACGCCCCUGUCCGAGCCGCGUGGAGAAAGAGCCGAUCGUUGGGAAUCAAGAUACAAGAACACCCGCGGAGGCCCAAAAGCGCAAGACUAGGCAGCAGGAAGCUGGCUUGGAUGAAGUAAUUUGCUUGGAAAAAUCUUGGGCCGAGCUUUCCAGCAAACGGGAACGAAUCACCUCUGCCGAUCGAUCCAUACCAGGGAGCGGGAGCAGCAAGAUCGACGUGAAUUUGGAUAUCCUAUCCAAACAUACUGGCAAGAGGGCGUCCACGGUUCGAGAUUCGUCCGAUCUAGACCGGGAACCAGGAUGCUCGCGGAAACGAAAGCUAUGUGCCGAGCAGCUUACAGAGAUUGAUAGCAAUUGCGGAGAGGACGACUCGCCGAUCACGAUGGAUCGACCCAUCAAGUCAGAGAAAUCCAUCAAGUCAGAGCGACCCAUCAAGUCAGAGAGUGCUCCAGAAAGCCCUGCGUCGAUGGCCUCGAUCACACACAUUAAGCUCCAACUGUGGGAGCUCGAACUCGAGAAAGCACGGGAAGAACAUGCGCGAAAGAUUGCUUCAGCUGACGCGGAGGCUAAAGCUAAUAUGAUGCAGGAGUUCUUGCGCUAUGAGCCGAUCGAGCGCAAGCUUCCAUCGCCGGGCCUUGAGCUGUUCAUGAGCUUUGUGUUCAAGCGAGCGUUGCUGAGUGCUGCUGAGUGCUCUAUCAAUUAUAUUUAUGUGCCUAAAAAUACCCAUUUAGCCACCCCAUCGUUGAAACUUGAGUAUUUGCCACUAGCUUGUUCAUCUCUAGAACCGGAUCGCGGUCAGAGGUGUUCGAUUGGCCUCGUAAUUUCAGCGCUGUGCGUAGCUUGA
Molecule: messenger RNA, 1677 nt
Organism: Puccinia triticina
Lineage: Eukaryota; Fungi; Basidiomycota; Pucciniomycetes; Pucciniales; Pucciniaceae
Exons: 5
Coding region: 1-1677 (558 amino acids)
Source: RefSeq, a predicted model, not a curated record